UGAAAAUUAUUUACUUACUGUAACAAGUAGUGCCUAAGAUCAAUUUAAAUGUACUUUAACAUUGCCUAAAUGUUAUUUAUACAGUAUCAUAAAUGUGUAUGCUGCUUUAUAAAAUAUGACAAGAUUACCCGCAGCCAUUUCACAUAUUCCAUGUUAUUAUUAUGACUUACUGUGUUUUUAUGGUAGUGCUCACAAUGUGCUUGGUGCUUUCCAAACACUGAAACAUGAUUUCUGCUCUGAGGAGUUUACAGUGUAAGGAUAGACAAGUGCACAGAGGUUAGGGGAAAGGAAACACGUGUGACAGAUAUGGCAUUUUCCUGCAAUAUCCUUGGGAGACCUUAUGGAAUUAACUUUAAGUAUCUUUGGGGUCCAUUGUAUUAAUGAAUGUACGAAUGGUUUAUGUUUUAUUGUGGGCCGGGAUUGUAUGUAACACCUCGGGAGAGAGGGGAUGCGAUGUGAGACCUGGGUGUUCAAAAGACUAUAUUGAACAAUGUGCCACACAAGAAUGCACUUUUGGAACAAAGUGUGUUAAGUGGUUUCCCUGGGGAAUAUGUAGGGGGUGGUGAAUGCAAAUUCCCCACCUCCGAUGAUGCCAAAACUCAGCCCUUUGAAGCUGUGCCUUCAGGGGUGGGCCAUUGUCUGCUGAUUACUUGUUACAAGAGAUCAAGAUCAAAGACCCAAGUUGUUUAAAGGAAAGACUGAGCUAUUCAUUGUAGCUUUGAAUCUGAGACAGUUAUGAACUUGUAACCAUGGGGGAAACCCCCUUGUGGGUUUUGAAGAACUGAUACCUAUCAGAGAACUAGAUUGGAGUUGGGGGGUAAUCUCUGGUAAACUUUUUGUAUGUGUGUAGGUUCUUUUAUUGUUUUCUGUAUCAUGUUCACACCUUAAGAAUAAAUGUGCUUGCUUAGAAAGAGCUGGUAACUCUGGCAAUUAUACUGUUCAUAGACUCUGGCAAGAAAGCAAAGUGCUGACCUAGCUUGUUUAGGCAGUCUGGCUUGCUGAGGAUAGCACUGUUUAGGCAGGGAAUUGUGCAGCCUGGGAAAACCCCAAUCAGGAGGGAGAGGGACAUGGGCCUCUGAGGACCCUUGAGUGAGUGCCCUUAGUGGAUCAUGGAGGGGGAAUAUAGGCAACAGGCACAACAUGCUCCUCACAUACAGGUCAUCUUAAUUUACUGUCAGCACCAUGGCAGGAGUCUUCAAGAGGAAUUUGGACGCGGCAGGGCAAGGGCACUGCAGGUGAACUUGAGCUGUACCAUGCAUAGGGGUACAUGUGGAUGAAGACAUAGGGGUAAUUUUCAUGAAAAGCUGAAGGAAAAGUGAACAAGGCCGAGAGCAUUGGUAGAGCAGAGGAUACUGUCCCUGUCAACUGUGUGGUGCUGAGUAACAUGAAUUAACUUUAUUCUGAUCUCAGUUCCACUUAAAUUUCAAAUCUGACUAGCUUCAAGCAGAAGUCUUUAAAAAAAAAAAAAAGCAAUCUGCCAUUGAAAUGCUCCUUCUUGCCUUCUAGAAAUGGAAGGCAACCCCCUUCCACUCUUGUCUCAAAAUCAUACGGCUCUGAGGUGCAAGCUGGGAAAUAUGUUAUGUAUAAAAUUCUUCUUCUUCUAAAGCUUGUGCAGUUGUAGUUCUGUACUAAGGAAGCCUGACUUCAUAGAAAUAAUAAAUAUGGGCACUAAUGGUUUCUCAAACUUCUUAAAAUACUAUUUCUGUAAUACAUACAGGCUAUGUCAAAUGUCUGAUUGGGGCAGUAUUUUAUCAAUUUUUUGAUUGGCAUGCAUUUGGGAUGACUUGCAUAACUCGUGAUGGGCCCAUCCCAUACUCAGACUGACUAAGGGUACAUUUACACUGCAAUUAGACACCCAUGGCUAGCCCACACCAGCAGACUUGGGCUAAGGCGCUGUUUAAUUGUGGUGUAGACAUUUGGGCUCGGGCUGCAGCCCUACGUCUGGGCCCUCCACACUUGCAAAAGCCCGAGCCUGAACAUCUACAGUGCAGUUAAACAGCCUCUUAGCCUGAAACCCAGGAGCCUAAGUCAGCGGGCAUGGGCCAGCCUCAGGCUUUUAAUUGCAGUGUAGACACACCUUAAAACCUCUACACUACACUGUCUUGUAUUCCUUAUAUCUAUUAUAUAAUGUUGCAGCAUUUUAUCACUGCUUGUUGCACUAAACUGUUUACGCUAAAAUUGUGCCAGCCCUUAUGUAGCUGUAUGUGUGCGGAUGGAAUAAGGAGCCUUUCCCCAAUCAUUGCCCCAGCACAAUGGGGAACUCCAGGCAGCACUGUGCCUUGUGGAGGCAAGAGCCUCCCAAUGCUCUGCACUACUCUACUACAGGCUGGGGCUAAACACAUGUAACCCUUUGUCCCUUUUCCCCUCUCAGCUAUGCUUAAAAUAUAUACAUCCACAAUGGCUGAUGUAUUUGCAAUUUGCAGGUGAAACCAUGUGGAAAAAAUAACCAUUAUUUCUGUGGGUCAAUUCAGGAGCAUAGUCCAUAGUUCUGCUUCAAAUGCAGACUCUCUCAAGGUAAACUAAAAGGAUCAGAAGGGCACAUUAGAACUGAGGUCAUGUUUCUGAGUUAUGCUGUCAUCCCAUUAAACUGAAACACAGUUCUCCCCAUUAAUUUCUUACACAAGGCAAGACAUCCCAAUUAAUACUGACACAUUUUAGAAAGACAAAUUUUCAUAAUAAACUUUGUGGCCACCUGUUAUGGGUUUUGGUACAUUAGUCAUGCUGCUUUUCAUGAUAAACAUAGUAGUGUCCUUGUCCUUGUUGCUCUUUAUUUUUCGUUUCAAGGCAAACCAGUUUUUAAGUGUAGUGUUGCUGUGAAGUGUGGAGAGAGAGGUGAAACUGUUUUUCCGGUUCCAAUCAUUCAGAGGGGAAAAAGCUGCAAUAAACUGUGCUACGAUGAGAAGUGCUUUAUUUCAGAGCCUUCUCUUGAUUACAGCUGGAAUGUCCUUAACGUGCAGCCCCAUCUCUAAUCCUAUGGCUGAUAGCACUACCCAACUUGCGGUGGAGCUCUACCAAGUUCUUCACUGUUCUCCUAAAGAGGAGAACAUCAUACACUCACCACUUGGUGUUGCUUUACUUCUUGGAACGGUGCAGUUGGGGGCAAAGGGAAAAGCACUUAAUGAGAUAAGACAAGCUUUGAAACUGCAAGGAAAUAAAGAUGGUGAAGAAUUCUCUCUGCUCCAGACACUUUUCUCUGUCACCUCAGAAAAGAAAGAAUUUACAUUUAAUCUUGCCAAUGCCCUCUACCUUCAAGAAGGAUUCAUUGUAAAAGAACAGUAUCUCCAUAGCAACAAGAAAUUUUUUCAGACUGCUAUAAAACUGGUGAAUUUCCAAGACACACAAGCUUGCACAGAGGCCAUAAGAACCUGGGUAGAAAACAAAACAGAUGGCAAAAUAAAAAAUAUUGUUUCAAGUGAAGAAUUUGGUCCCCUUACUAGGCUUAUUCUGGUGAACGCUAUUUACUUCAAAGGAGACUGGACACAGAAGUUCAGACCAGAAGCUACUCAGGAGAUGGAUUUUACUAAGAGAGAUGGUUCUGUAACUAAGAUACCAAUGAUGCAUCUUCAGCUGAGAACAAAGUUUGGUUAUUUUUCUGACAAUAAUGUGAGCUACCAGGUGUUGGAAUUACCUUACAAAGGGAAGGAGUUCAGCUUAGUUUUAACACUUCCUUCAGAAGAUGUAACUAUAGAAGAAGUAGAAAACCUAAUUACAGCUCAGCUGAUAAAAGACUGGUUUGCUGAAACACAAGAGGAAGACGUAGAAAUAAGCCUCCCUAGGUUUAAAAUAGAACAGACAGUGAACUUACAAGAAACGCUGCGCUCCCUCAAUGUAACAGAGAUAUUUAGUGGCGGCUGUGACCUUUCUGGAAUAACAGAAUCCUCUGACAUACACAUUUCUAAAGCCAUCCAAAAAGUUUGUAUUGAGGUAAAUGAAGAUGGCAGUGAAGCGGCAGCAUCCUCAAGCACGCAGAUGGCAGCGAUCAUGAGCAUAUCACAUAACCAGUUUGUGGCUAACCGCCCAUUCCUAUUUAUCCUAAAACAUAAUCCAACAGGUUCAAUUGUGUUUAUGGGAAGGCUGGCAAAUCCUGACAUUCAGAACACAAGGAGAAGAGAUAUGGAGUCACUAUAAUCAUAACAAAGGCAGAAAAAAUGUAAUGUUCUAAAAUUAAAGUCUGAUCAUUAUUGCAGCCAAA
Chelonia mydas (Green sea turtle) is the source of this 4192-nucleotide messenger RNA. RefSeq names its product serpin family I member 2 (gene SERPINI2). The record is from RefSeq and is a predicted model, not a curated record. Gene Ontology annotation, molecular function: serine-type endopeptidase inhibitor activity. Gene Ontology annotation, biological process: negative regulation of endopeptidase activity. The coding region runs from base 2896 to 4128 and encodes 410 amino acids. Lineage: Eukaryota; Metazoa; Chordata; Testudines; Cheloniidae. The transcript has 9 exons.